Molecule: messenger RNA, 2893 nt
Organism: Mytilus trossulus (common blue mussel)
Lineage: Eukaryota; Metazoa; Mollusca; Bivalvia; Mytilida; Mytilidae
Product: H(+)/Cl(-) exchange transporter 7-like
Exons: 23
Coding region: 177-2597 (806 amino acids)
Biological process (GO): chloride transport; transmembrane transport; viral genome replication
Cellular component (GO): lysosomal membrane; intracellular membrane-bounded organelle
Molecular function (GO): voltage-gated chloride channel activity
Source: RefSeq, a predicted model, not a curated record
GUUUUCUUUUCCUCUAGCUGCUUAUAUUAAAAGCGGGAAACAAAAACUUAUGAGUCAAAUCUAAGAAAUCAACCGGUAAAAAGAAUUUAAAAAUGUAUGAUACAAGGAAACAAAUCUAUACUUCAUGUUCUUUGAUAUCUUCAUUGAAUCUACGAGUUUGAAAGUGUUCAGAGAAAAUGGCAUUGAUUGGAAAACGAUGCACAGAAUACAUUGAACUUUCUGAAAGAGGUUGUGCUCUCAAAAACACAAAUACAACAUCUUACGGUUCAACACAAUUGGUGGAAGUUUCUGUAAACUUUUUGGCAUCUUAUACCUCUUCUUCGUCAUCACAACAAGGAGUCAAUACAGUGACCAGUAGUAUCAAUGAACCCCGUAAAACACAUGUACCUAAACACAUACCAGAUGAAAAGAUACUGUCUGGAAAGUAUGAGAGUUUGGAUUAUGACAUUGUUGAAAAUGACCUGUUUGAGGAGAUGCUUAAAAAUAAUACAAAUAAGGAUUACAUAAAGACUGAGUUUUUAAGAUGGCUGAUCAUGGGUAUGAUAGGUGUAUUAACUGGCCUGGUUGCCUGUUUGAUAGAUGUAUGUGUCAUAAAAACAACACAAUUAAAAUUUGGAUAUAUUAAAGAUUACAUAGCUACUUGUUUAGAAAACUUCUGUUUAGAGGUACCCUUGCUGAUUUGGAUAUGUUGUAAUGCAUUUCUUAUACUGAUUGGUUCCUUCCUGACUGCUAAAUUUGCUCCGGUGGCCUCAGGAAGUGGAAUCCCACAGAUAAAAUGUUUCUUGAAUGGUGUAAAAGUUCCACAUGUGGUCCGACUGAAGACUAUUGUUAUUAAGAUAGUAGGAGUCAUAUGUGCUGUGUCUGGUGGACUCAUUGUAGGAAAGGAAGGACCAAUGAUUCAUUCUGGAGCAGUGAUAGCUGCUGGGAUUUCUCAGGGCAAAUCCAGUACAUUCCUCUUUGAUUUUAAGAUAUUUGAAAUGUUUAGAUCUGACCAUGAAAAAAGAGAUUUUGUGUCAGGAGGUGCUGCAGCAGGUGUGUCUGCUGCCUUUGGAGCUCCAGUUGGAGGAGUUUUGUUUAGCUUGGAGGAAGGGGCCAGUUUCUGGAAUCAAGCUUUGACCUGGAGAAUUUUUUUUGCCUCCAUGUUGUCAACAUUUACAUUAAACGUUGUACAGAGUUUUGUGAAGGGUCAUCCAUUAGACCUGUCUUCUCCUGGUCUCUUCAAUUUUGGUAAAUUUGAGACAACAACCUAUGGAGGAUUAGAAAUACCAAUAUUUAUUUUAAUGGGUAUUGUAGGUGGACUUCUUGGUGCUUUAUUUAACCAUAUUAACUGCAAACUGACCAUUUUUAGAAGAAAAUAUAUAACCACAGUUUACUUGCAAGUUUUAGAAGCAGUUAUAGUUGCUCUAUGUACAGGGACAGCUUUCUAUGUCUGCUUAUAUUUUGAUAAUGAUUGCCAGGUGAUGGAGAGUUCAGAAUCACAAGAGAAUGGAAUUCAGUUCUUCUGUGAUGAUGGCAAGUUUAGUUCCAUGGCUUCAGUGAUGUUCAGAUCACCAGAGGAAAGUGUUAAAAGUUUAUUCCAUGAUUUGCCAGAGACCUACCAACCAACCACAUUGAUAUUAUAUUGUACCAUGUGUUUUUUCCUUGCUUUGUGGACGUAUGGUCUUUUUGUUCCAAGUGGAUUAUUUAUCCCAAGUCUUCUGAUUGGUGCUGGAUGGGGUCGAUUGGUUGCCAUACUCCUACAUUACAUCAGCCCAACAGCUAAAUGGGUGACCUUUGAAAAGUAUGCAUUACUUGGAGCAGCGGCACAACUAGGAGGCAUAGUGAGAAUGACAAUUAGUCUGACAGUCAUUAUAAUGGAGGCUUCUGGGAACAUUACUUUUGGACUUCCUGUUAUGAUUGUGUUGAUGGUUGCCAAAUGGGUUGGGGAUAUUUUUAAUGAGGGAAUUUAUGAUAUGCAUAUACACAUGCAAGGAGUUCCACUGGUUGGCUGGGAACCAUCUUCUAUGUUAUCCACUAAAAGAGCAAGUGAGGUGAUGAGCCACCCAGUAACAGUAUUUAGAACCAAAGAAACAGUUGGCAGAAUUAUAGAUGUUCUGAAGUCAGAGACACACAAUGGAUUCCCAGUAGUGGACAAUUAUGAUCCUUUUGUUGAACAGUCUUUCCAGGAUGAGGCUGAGAGUUUUGGGAGGUACAAAGGUUUAAUAUUGAGAUCACAACUUAUAGUUUUAUUGAAAAUGAAGGCAUUUGAAGAGCAUGAAGAUGUUCAAGAUGUGAAAUACAUAUUGAAUAUCAAAGAUUUUAGAGAUGCCUAUCCUAGGUUUAUACCUAUACAUCAAAUUAAUAUAUCUCCACAUGAAAGAGAAUUUACAAUAGAUCUACAGCCUUAUAUGAAUCCUGGAGCAUAUACAGUCUCACAUAAUUCCUCAUUUCCAAGAAUAUUCAGAUUAUUUAGAGCUCUUGGACUUAGACAUUUGGUUGUAGUUAAUGAAAAUAAUAAGGUGAUUGGCAUGGUUACGAGAAAAGAUUUAGCCAGAUACAGAAUCUCAUCUCAUUUUGGAAAUGUACAGAUUGAUGAGUUGUAUAUUUCACAGUCCUGACAGAAAUUAACUGAUAAAACCCACCUUUGCUAUGAUUUAAUGUUUGUAUUGUCAGAGAUGUUUCUUUGUUGUUACUUUUUAGGGAUCAAUAUAGGGAAUGCUAGAGUGUUAAUAGAAGAAAUAACAGUGCAAUAAUUGAAUGUUUGUGAAGGGAUAGUGUUCCCUCUGGAUAUCUUUUGUGUUUGUACAUUAACUUACCAUAAUGGUAGUGCUAUAUUAAAUUAUAGUUGAACCCUAUAUUGCAGAUGUUAAUAUAUUCUAAAUAUAUAUGUAUGCUAUAAUGCAUUCAUUUGCAA